CACAGAAAGCAACUCAGAGAUUGUUUGGUUGUCCGGUUUUUACUCUGGUUCGUUUGUAACAAAGUCAAAAAAAAUAAGCAUUCUUUAACCACUCUGCAUUCUUCACCUAAUCAGAUUAGACAAGUGCUUUCUUUGUAAGAGUUAGGUUGUACUUCAUAGAAAUGUCGUCAAUCUUUUGAUAAGUUAUCAGUUGUACUUUAUCUUUUCAUAGCCAUUAGAUUCAAAUAUAAAGUACUAGAUUAGUUGAGAUUGAAUGGUCCAGCUUUGAAUAGUGCAGUCCACGCUACUACAUACACUAAUAGCUGCUGUCCCGCUUCUUUUCUCUUCCACUCGCGCAUACCAGAAACAAAUCUUCCUGCACUUUCUUGCAUUCUGAUCCUUUGCAUUGCUUUUAGCAUUGAAGAUUUGACUUGCACCAUCACUUUACUUCAGGAAAAAGGGUUCCAGCCAAGCCUUCUUUUUUGGUACUAAACUGGAAGUGGGUUUUGAGUUCUGGUGAUGAAUGGAUAGAGAAAAAAAGUAAAAAUAAGGAGAUGAGGGCGGUGGAGCUAGCUGUGGAGAUCAUUUUUCUAGGCUGCAUUCUGCUACGGGGGCCAAGCUUCACCAGUGCAGACACAGAUCCAAAUGAUGGUCAGUUUGCUUGCUUGUAGACUCAAAGCCUCUGUCUCUCUCUCUUUUCUUUUCUAAUUUUCUGUGGUAUGAACUCUGAAGUGAGUUUAUGCACUUGAAAAAUGAGCCGUAGAAUGCAUGCAAAUGUAGUGUCUCUUCUUACAAACUAUAGUCAUUGGUGUACAUCUUAGUAUUGAUCUUUUGACUCCUAUUAAAGCAGUUAAUAGUAGAAUUAUUGGAAUUUUGGAUGUACAAUUGCUGCUCUUUUGGACCUGUAUAGAAAUUUGAGUUGCCCACCCCAGCUGACCAAUUGGAAACCAAAUGGUGGUGAUGCUUGUGAAGAAAAUUGGAAAGGCAUUACCUGCUCUGGCUCAAGAGUAACAGCAAUAAAUCUAGCUAGUGAUGGCUUCAGUGGUAGCCUUCCCUACUCCAUCUCACAGAUGACUUCCCUUAAGUACAUAAAUGUUAGUCACAACAAAUUUCAUGGCCAUCUAAGAGAUAUGUUUGCAUCUCUUACAAGUCUAUUCAUUCUGGAUCUCUCUUUUAAUGUGAUGUCAGGUGAUCUUCCUAAAAGUUUCAGUUUAUGCUCCAAUUUGACUUUUAUGGAUUUACAGAACAAUCAGUUUACGGGUACCAUUGAUGUCCUUGCCAAUCUCCCUCUUAAAUAUUUGAACAUUGAGAACAACCAUUUCAGUGGCAAGAUUCCUGACCGAUUGAAAGGCAUAAAUCUGCAAAUAGGCGGUACCUCUGGUCCUGCACCUGGUGCUAGCAGACCUAAUGGCUUCGGUAUUGGAGGUAUUUUAGCAACUGUGAUUUUCCUUUCAGUCGUGGGAGCCAUGAUAGCAUUUUUUAUCAUGAAAAGGAGAUCAAGGAAGCCAUCCACGGUGAUAGAAAAUUACCCUGUUUUUCCACUUGCUUCGCAUGAAGAACAAGAGAUGAAGUCUAUUCAAUCUUCUUCCACAACUCGCUUAGAGCCUCUCCACCUAUUGAUGAUCAGAAAUUAGUUGAUGAAGAUGAUACAUCAGUGAUCAUCUAGUAUUGAAUUAGUUACAGUUACUGAAUUUAGGAGAUUAGCCAAAAAUGAAACUGAUGGUUCAAAAGAAAGCAUGUAUCUAGUAUUCAAACAAUUACAGAAAGGAACGGAGGCAAAUUUCAUUUACGGAUCAUUUUCUAAUCUA
Messenger RNA from Coffea arabica (coffee), 1787 nucleotides. Its product is annotated as protein STRUBBELIG-RECEPTOR FAMILY 7. Gene Ontology annotation, molecular function: protein binding. NCBI's taxonomy places the organism in Eukaryota, Viridiplantae, Streptophyta, Magnoliopsida, Gentianales, Rubiaceae. The record is from RefSeq and is a predicted model, not a curated record.